Paramormyrops kingsleyae is the source of this 2323-nucleotide messenger RNA. RefSeq names its product cilia and flagella associated protein 97 (gene cfap97). Gene Ontology annotation, biological process: spermatogenesis. Lineage: Eukaryota; Metazoa; Chordata; Actinopteri; Osteoglossiformes; Mormyridae. The record is from RefSeq and is a predicted model, not a curated record.
GACCAUCCAUUUCCUAAGACCACGGGGAUCCGGAGGCUAUCCCGAAUGGAUUUCCAGUGGAUGAGUAUUUACAGUCAUUCAUCCAUCCAUCUUACAACCACUUAUCCUGUUACCACAUGGACCAGCUGUACUCCGGCUGUGGGCGCCGGAUCCCCCCUCGACUCGGAGCCGGAAGUUACGCAACUUGGUAACGGUUGCUAACCGCGACCAGCCUGUUAGCUUGUUAGCCAGCCGGAGAGCGUCCCCUGCUAAGCCGAGAUAAGCGGGCGCUCCGCCGCCGCGAAAGGCAUCCUUACUGAGGUGAUGUACAACUCCAAGGAUCUGGAAGGUGAGGUGGACCAUUCCUUUUUCGACAGUGACUCUGAAGUGUGUGCUGGUGCUUACAAAGGCAGCACUCAGGGUGUCCAUCACAGUGGGCCGUCGUGGGGAGGGGAAGAACAGGGCGGAGCCUCUUCUCAGGGGAGUCAGAGCCCCUCUGAGGCAAAUGAGGACCGCCUGCCCCUGAAGGAGCCGAUUCGGUCCUCGUCUCCUCAGCCUGGGAGGUCCCCGUCGGAGGGCAGACGGUCAGAGGACACUCGCAAGAAUGGUACCCGUGUUCCCUCUGACACCGGGUCCUCUGCAGAGGAGCGGGAGGAUGAGGACGAGGGUGAAGAUGGCUAUGAGCUGAGUGAGGAGGAGAGCGACGAAGAGCCUGCUGGGCGUUCACUGGGGGGCCGCUCUGUUCCCAGGAGGCUUAGUAGGAAGUUGAGGGGGUCCCGCUCUUCAUCUGGGUCUGCGAGCUCAUACAGCAGCUCCGGGAGCUGCAGCUCUGAGCCAGAGUCGCCUUUUAGCAGGAAACCCACGUCGGUGCCUAAAUGCCUGGCGCCCCCGUCCCCCCGAUGCCAGUCCAGGCCGGGAGCGUGCACCACAGGGGAGUCCGACGACACGGUGACAGACGUGACCCCAUUGUCCACGCCGGACAUCAGCCCUGUCCAGUCGUUUGACCUGAGCAUCGGCGGGGGCAGGCAAGAGGGGGCGGGUCACCUCGCUUCCCAGCACCUGCGGGUCCCCGAGGGUUCUGACCCAGAAGGUGAGAGGACCUCCAGCCCAGGUGUGGGCGGGGCUCAAGCUUACUCAAGCAGCCCCUGUCUGACACCCUCUGAGUCCGUCAUGUCUGGUGUUGGUGGUAGGAGUGGCCAGAGGGCCAUGGAUGAUGCUGUGGAUCUUAACCACCUACUCAGAGCUUUCUUGAGCCUGGAGCAGCCGGCCGACAGCAGCCCCCACGUGGAAAUGCCCCUGGGUCGGGCCCGGAAGAAUUUCUCCUUCAGCAAUGAGGAGGUGCGGCGCAUCGACCGGGAGAACCAGAGACUGCUCCGCGAGCUGUCCCGCCAGACGCCAAGGCCUAGCUCCAGCGCCGCCGUGUCUGGCCGCGGUGCUGCCUCACGCCUUUCCCACAGCGCCCUCAACAGGCAGCGUGAGCAGCGGAGGAUUGAGAGGGAGAACAUGGCUUUUUUGAAGAGGCUGGAGGCUGUGAAGCCCACUUCAGGCCUGAGGAGAGUCGAGCAGCUAGCUGACUAUCAGCGCCAUGCCGGCUACCUGGGCGACCCGACCCAUAGUGCUGCCCAGAGCAGGCCCCCAUCUAGCCGGAGCUCGGCAGGCUCCAGCUCCAGCAGAGCUUCCCGGUUUGCAAGGACCCGACCGGAGUCCAGCGUGUCCUCCAUCACGCCCAAGGAACCCCGACCGGCCUGGUCCUGAAGGCCGGCUCUGUGCAUGUCUGCCUCUGUGUGUCUCACUGCCUGAACGAGGGGCUGGGUGCUGGUGCCAAAACAGUAUCCUGGAAUGAGAGAGUGCUGAUGGGAAAUGAAGUCUGAGCCCCUGCUGUGGACUCCAUAUCCCAUGAAUGCUUUGUUACAACCCCUUCCCAUUUAUGUACCUAAAGAUGCAGAAGGUCAGCUAUUAUGAACUCUAACCUGCCUUUCUUCAUGUUUACUCUGCUGGUUUGGCUUCUACGAGUGGCAGUGGACACAGAGGAUGCUGGGAACUCGGACUCCAUCCCAGUCCUCCAGGCCUGUGUUGUGGUCGUAUGACGCUUCGGCGAUGUUUAGACAAACAUUCCUUUUUAAAUUCAGCAAUAUGUUGUACUGGUUCCCACCUGUGGAUUAGCUUGCACCUCUUUCCGGUAUCGGUCAGCCCGUGAAAAAUGUCAGAGUUCUGCUUUUGUGCUGAUUAGCAUUGUAAUUUUAAUGCCUGAAAACAGGAGCACGCAGUAUCCGUUAUGAAACUUCCGACUUUAUAUCGUGCCCAAUGUGCUGUCAUGUUUUUUAAUAAAUCACAUAUAUCCACA